AUGGUGCACGCAGUUCUUGAGCCUUUGAGGGCCACCGCUCCAAAGUCCUCGCACACUAUCAAUGGAGACCACCGAAAUAUUCCUAUAUCGACUACCUCCCACCCGGACAACCCUGUUCCGGAGGAACCUCGCGGCGUUCAAUCGUUGUCGUUCACUGAUAUGUCCUUCAAUAGCUCCGCAUCAUAUUCUUCCCAGGAAGCUGAGACCAGCACGGACUCGGACACCCCUUCGACACCUGCCACCGAACUUCAGUCCGAUACCGAUGAAUUAGCACAGGAAAAGACUGCGGGUGACCAUAAAACUGGGCGCCAGCGCAGCGCGUCAACGGUCCUCAUCUCCCAGAAUGCUGAGGACAUGAGGCGGAUCUUAGAGAAUGUUAGUAUUGGCGGCACACAAAAGGUUCAGCCUCUUUGCUGCGGCGGUGGAUGCUGCCGAAGCCAGCCCCUGACCAGAGUAUCCGAGCCUGUCUCUGGCGUCAACAUCGUCACUCCUCCCGAGAAUCAGGCUUAUCGGGACCUCAACCUGAAGGUGGAUUUCCUCACGCUGGACAGUGAACUGACCAAUGUUGUCGGUCUCCCUGAGAAGACGGUUUCUUUCUCAUCCAUCCCAGCCUCUGCGGUCGACAUGAAACUAGGACCUGCGGAUCACCCACCUCCUUUUGUUCAGCCUCACCCCCCAUACAACGUGUAUCGUGCUCCCCUAUACCAUGCCCGAGAACUCACCAAGCCUGGUGCGGAGAAGCGGACAUAUCAUUUCGAUAUUGACGUGACCGACUAUCCCGCAGAGAGUGGAAUGGUUGACUUCGUCGUGGGAGGUGCUAUUGGGGUGUGCCCUAGGAACAAGGAUGAGGAGGCUGAUGAUAUAUUUAACCAGCUCGGUAUUCCCAAAGCCAUUCGGGACAAGAAGAUCUCAGUGCGCACGACCAAGGGCCGGUGGCCCACGAUCUGGGGCGAUGACAAACCCCGGGAGCUGAUCACCACCCGAAGAGAGCUUCUCAAUUGGUGCGCAGACAUCCAAAGUUAUGCACCUACUAAGGCGCUGUUCCGACUGCUGGCCGAAUACAACAGCGAUCCCAACGAGAAGCAGAUCCUCAUGUUCCUUUCCUCCGCCCAAGGCCAAGGCGCCUUCUGUGAUCUCCGCACCGGCUCCCAUGUGACAGUUUCUCAGUUGCUGCAUGCCUUCCCCUCGUCUCAGCCUCCUUUGGACCACCUUCUUUCGGCUCUGAACACUCUGAUGCCCCGAUUCUACUCCUUGUCGCAAGAUCCGCUUCUCUCUUGCACGAAGGGAGCCCAGCCCCGUCGAUUGGUCGAAGUCGCCGUCAGCGUAGCAGAAUCGAAGGACUGGAAAGGUGGCAUGCGGACCGGGGUCGGGUCUGGAUAUCUCGAAAAACUAGCGCGACGGUUGAUAGAUGCGGAAAAGAAGGGUAUCGAUCCUCGGACUCUCAAUUUGCAUGUCCCUAUGUUCCGGGGACUGAUGGCCAAUCCGCUGGCCAAGCGGUUUGCCUCUGACGGACCGAUGUUGUUGAUUGGCGCCGGUGUUGGAGUUGCUCCAUUCCGUGGCUUCGUGCAGCGACGACUGCAGUCGGCCAACUGCGCCAACAAAGUGUGGGUACUCCAGGGUGUUCGCGACUCCCUGUUAGACGAGCUCUACCGAGGCGAAUGGGGCGUUGAUGAGGAGAAGGUGCGAACUGUGGUUCAGAGUCGUCGUGGCGAGAGCAAAUAUGUACAGGAAGAAGUUCGUCAUCAGGCCGACCUGGUCUGGUUCGUAAUCAACGCUCUGGACGGACGUGUCUUCGUCUGCGGCAGCAGCAAAGGUAUGGGCGAAGGCGUCGAGGCAGCCCUGGUUGAUGUCGCCAUGGCCAAGGGUAACCUGAACGAAGAAGAAGCCAGACAAUUCUGGGAAAAUAAAAAGGAAGCUGGCCAGUAUAUUGCCGAAACAUGGUAA
Molecule: messenger RNA, 1944 nt
Organism: Aspergillus tanneri
Lineage: Eukaryota; Fungi; Ascomycota; Eurotiomycetes; Eurotiales; Aspergillaceae
Product: FAD binding domain protein
Exons: 3
Coding region: 1-1944 (647 amino acids)
Biological process (GO): homocysteine metabolic process
Cellular component (GO): cytosol
Molecular function (GO): [methionine synthase] reductase (NADPH) activity; flavin adenine dinucleotide binding; FMN binding
Source: RefSeq, a predicted model, not a curated record